GUUUUAUCCCAAAAAUUAGAAAGAAAUAGAGUUUAGAAAGAGAAAGUAAAAAUGGCGGAAGCAAAAACAGUGCAUUCUCCCAUGGUUACUUAUGUGUCAAUGUUAUCACUUCUCACUCUUUGCCCUCCUUUUGUUAUUAUUCUAUGGUAUACAAUGGUACAUGCUGAUGGCUCUCUAUCUCAGACAUGGCAAAACUUCAAGGAACAGGGGUUACAAGGUUUCAUUAACAUAUGCCCUAAACCCACAUACAUUGCAUGCAAAAUUAUCUUCUGUUAUGGAGUUUAUGAGGCUGCACUUCAGCUAUUGUUACCAGGGAAAAGAGUGGAGGGACCUAUAUCUCCCACAGGGAAGCGUCCUGUCUAUAAGGCAAAUGGUAUGCAAGCAUAUUUUGUCACUUUGGUCACUUAUCUUGGACUUUGGUGGUUUAAUAUCUUCAAUCCGGCGAUUGUGUAUGAUCAUUUGGGAGAAAUAUUCUCAACGCUGAUAGUUGGAAGCUUCAUAUUUUGCAUCUUAUUGUACAUAAAAGGACAUAUCGCACCAUCUUCUACGGAUUCCGGUUCUUGCGGGAACUUUAUAAUUGAUUUCUAUUGGGGUAUGGAGCUAUAUCCACGAAUUGGUAAGAACUUCGACAUAAAAGUUUUUACGAACUGCAGAUUUGGAAUGAUGUCUUGGGCAGUCCUUGCCUUAACAUACUCUAUAAAGCAGUAUGAGCUUUAUGGCAAGGUUUCUGAUUCCAUACUGGUCAAUACCAUUUUAAUGGUUGUGUAUGUCACAAAGUUCUUCUGGUGGGAAGCUGGGUAUUGGAAUACCAUGGACAUUGCCCACGAUCGAGCCGGGUUCUACAUUUGCUGGGGAUGCUUGGUGUGGGUCCCUUCGGUGUAUACUUCUCCAGGCAUGUAUCUAGUCAACCACCCUGUUCAUCUUGGAAUUCAGCUUUCGGUUUAUAUUCUGGUGGCGGGUAUUUUGUGCAUCUUUAUCAAUUACGACUGCGACAGGCAGAGACAAGAGUUUCGUAGAACUAAUGGCAAAGGCUUGGUUUGGGGGAAAGCUCCUUCAAAGAUUCUGGCCUCAUACACUACGACAUCAGGAGAAACCAAGACUAGUCUUCUGUUGACCUCAGGAUGGUGGGGUUUAUCUCGACAUUUCCAUUAUGUCCCAGAAAUUUUAGCCGCUUUUUUCUGGUCACUUCCUGCACUUUUUGAUCAUUUUUUGCCAUACUUCUACGUGAUAUUUCUCACUAUUCUUCUUGUGGACCGUGCUAAAAGGGAUGAUGACCGAUGCCGAUCAAAGUAUGGCAAGUACUGGAAACUAUACUGUGACAAGGUUCCCUACAGGAUUAUACCCGGAAUCUAUUGAGUACACUUUGUAUGAGCUUCUAUUUCUUAACUCAUCGCUAUGUACGUUGCCAUAUAAUCACUCUGUGUUGUGAUAGUCUAAUAGAGGCAUAAUAUGUUAGUUAUUGUGUAAAUAUUGAUGCCUGUAGUCUAGUGAGCUUCUUUGUCUUCUAUUAUUCUCGGAAGACAGUGAUGUUUGACUUGAUACUCGGUAUGGGCAUGGUACAUUACCAAGUCUCGCGCCUUAAUGAGAAUUGAGCUUAAUGGCGUCUUUUGCCUUGAGCUUUACCCA
Molecule: messenger RNA, 1626 nt
Organism: Beta vulgaris subsp. vulgaris (sugar beet)
Lineage: Eukaryota; Viridiplantae; Streptophyta; Magnoliopsida; Caryophyllales; Amaranthaceae
Product: 7-dehydrocholesterol reductase
Exons: 13
Coding region: 52-1356 (434 amino acids)
Biological process (GO): sterol biosynthetic process; brassinosteroid biosynthetic process
Cellular component (GO): endoplasmic reticulum membrane
Molecular function (GO): oxidoreductase activity, acting on the CH-CH group of donors, NAD or NADP as acceptor
Source: RefSeq, a predicted model, not a curated record